CCUCGAUGCCUUCUUCUCUUGGACCGUUUCUGACCCGAAGGACCUUUGCUACCUACCGUAUUCUUCCCUCAGCAGCCUACACAGAUGCUCACAAUACAAAUAAUCCAGCUACAACGACGACGCCCUCCGCAAUCUCUGCGAAACAACGACAUGCUCUAGACAGCGCCCUCAGAGUCGACCAAGCGGGAGAAAUAGCAGCUGUUUCAAUUUACCAAGGCCAGUUGGCCAUGCUAGGGCGGGAUGCAAAGUUGAAACCAAUGCUUCAGGAAAUGCUGGAGCAAGAGAAGAAACAUAUCACUGUGAUGGACAAGCUGCAGGUGCAGCAUAGGGUCCGUCCUACCGUUCUGACAGAGGUCGCGAGGGUUGCAGGAUUUGGACUGGGUGCAGCGACGGCUUUUCUGGGCAAAGAGGCCGCAAUGGCCUGCACGGAAGCCGUUGAAACUGUGAUUGGAGAACACUACGACGAUCAACUGAAAGAGAUGGAAUCAUUACCUUCAGAUCACCCCAGUGUACCUUUGUUGAGAGAUGUGAUACGAGAGUUCCGUGAUGAUGAGCUUGAGCACCUCGACACCGCUGUCCAGAACGAUGCUCAAAAGGCGCCUGCACAUGCUCUAUUGAGUGCGAUUGUUGGCACUGGUUGUAAAAUGGCCAUAGAGCUUUGCAAGAGAGUUUAAUUGCUUGUAAUUAUGCGUUCCUACAACCAAUGUCAUCUUCAUUUUG
Guyanagaster necrorhizus is the source of this 720-nucleotide messenger RNA. Its product is annotated as COQ7 protein. Gene Ontology annotation, biological process: ubiquinone biosynthetic process. The transcript has 3 exons. The coding region runs from base 6 to 674 and encodes 222 amino acids. The record is from RefSeq and is a predicted model, not a curated record. NCBI's taxonomy places the organism in Eukaryota, Fungi, Basidiomycota, Agaricomycetes, Agaricales, Physalacriaceae. Gene Ontology annotation, cellular component: mitochondrial inner membrane. Gene Ontology annotation, molecular function: 3-demethoxyubiquinol 3-hydroxylase activity.